UCUACCUCUCCCGCUCGGCAGUUAACGAUUGAUCGUUACCCGCGCAGUCUAGGACAUUCUCAGUGACUCAAAACAGCAAUACUUGGCAACAUAAUAUACGUAAAAACAAGUAUUUAACAAUGUGGCGGACGCAUGCCCAAACCAUUUUUAUAAUAAUAAUGUCCUUUUUGCCAUUUUGUACCAAUGAAGAAGCCAGUCUAGGUUUUCUAUGGUCUUCCACACCCAAACAAGAUGUCGAAAGGCAGGAUCAAGCGCCAUCUGGGGUGAAUUUUGAUGUUUCUAUGCACACGGAAUGUCUUCCAUUGUUUAACCUCUAGCUAGUUACCUAACAAAGUUAACCACCUCAAUGUUUCUCAUCAGACAUUCUUAUAUUCUGCGAACAAACGACCAGCUCUGGUUCGAAGUCACUGCGACAAUCGCCUGGCCUUGUACAUGGGGAAGUGGAUCCUCAUUACCAGGGCAUUAUUUGUGGAAUCAGCCACUCCACUCGAAUAUAAAGGGGCUGGUAAGCUUCAGGGGUCGGUGAGUUCUGCAGCUUUUGUGUUGGACAACCUUGCAAUUGUUAUCGACGGAAAGUUGUACUUAUACUCUCUAACUGAAGGGACAUGGACUCCUGCUCAAGGAGUGAAAUCCAUGGUGUCUACUGUAUCUGCACUACAGUGCUGCUUCAGCAAAGACAAGGCCUGCAUGGAUGUGAGCUCUUGUGUUCUGCUGUACAAUCUGGGGAGUGCUCUUGAGGACCAACAGGUCUACAUGUCCUCGAAUGGAGGCAAUUCCUUUUUUAACCUCCCUAUGGCCCCCAAGGCAACGGAAUUUAUCAUAGGGUUAUUCAACAUGCCCACUGUGUCAAGCAUCGUGGCUAUGUUAGCAGACAACCAAAGAAAGUUUUCUUUCCGGCACAUUUCCGAAAAUCGUUCGGUACAGACAGACAAUCACCCCAUGCGAGACCCGCUGUCCAGCAUCCAUGUGAUCCAGCCAGCAGGCAUGAGAGGCCACCUCAUCAUCUGGUCUCCACACAUGCUUCUCUACUCACCCAACCAUGGCGUUGUGAUUGUGCCGGUGUACAUUAUGGGAGAAGAGAAUGCCACCCUCCCGCCUCCUAAAGUCACCAUUUUACAGGUGGCAACAGACGACAACGGUGCGAUGGCUGUUCUCACCAGCGACGGGGUACUGUAUUAUGGCAGGGCUGGACUGGAGGCAACUACAGUAAGGUUUGCGUCUGUCAUUGACCUGUCCAAGGACAACCUGAUGCUGUUCAGUGACUAUGGGGACCUGAUGAUGAUCCAAGCCCGGGAGGACCUGCUGCUCAGAGGGGUGGACUUUGACCAUAAGGUUAUCAUUGUCCAGCAGGAGCUAACACGUACCACACCACCCGUUCAGUCCUGCCCAGUUGAGCAGUUCCACAGCACAUUUGCAGGGGAGCUCUUCUACAUCGACAUGGGCAGCACCGUCCACCUGUCUGCUGUCUACAUCCCCUCACCUCUUUGCAAAUUCUUCCCCCUGGUGACAGUUACAGAGUCUAAGCUUCUGUCCUUAGAUGAGAAGUGUGUAGAGGACGGCAUUACUACAGAGGGCACCAAGAAAUACCGCCUGGACAUUGAACUGAAGCAGUUGUUUUUUAUGGAGGCAGCAGACGGAACCCUCAAGCCGAGUUCCAGUCUACGUAAAGGCAGCCUCUCCACAGUAGCAGUAGACCUGAUGGGAAGAAACGUGUCCUGCAAAGACUUCAACCCCCUGAAAGCUCACAUUCUCAUUGGAUGCCCUCCUGGAAAGCAUACCCGAGUUCUUAAGGACAUAACCACUUGCACUAAAGGCACGUUCACUCAAGAGCAGCUUCAGGACAACUUCUCUUACGUCAUCCCCAAAGCUGUGUAUGACCCUCAGCACCUGUUCCGGCCUGGCUCUGCCUCCAGUGACCUGCACAUCUCCUACAGCAUCACAGACUACUUCUGCCCCUUACUGGUCUAUCACGACACCCCCUGGAUACCCUCCCUGGAGCUCUGGAACGGUAAUGAGUUUGUGGAGCAGGUGAGCGCUGACUUUGUGAUGUUCGAAGUGAACGGCAUGUAUAACUACCAGUACCUCCAGUCGGUCGAGGAUGCCAAGUGCGUCUCCCAGCCCCAGAACUGGACCUCUCUGCUGAGCCAGCAGCAAUAUGAACCUAACCCCAACACCGCCUGGACCAGGAAUAAUUAUAAGAGCUGCAAGGAUUCUGAUGGUCCGCCCCUCACUGACCCAGAAGCCCAGUAUCAGGUCCUCAACAUGGGCACAAGAAACAGAGUCUUGUUUCCCAACUACAACGGGAUGUACGUGUUCAGAGUCAUAGUGGUGGAUCCUAGCUACAGCUACUGCAUGCUGACCACUACGUUCAGUGUGUAUGUGUAUGGGGCGUUCCCUCCUCACCCUCUGCCCUCUUGUGUGGCACUGGGCAUCUUCCUGGCCAUCUUUGUGGUCCUGCUGCUCAUUGGCUUUUUCUUUAGCAAGCGGAAUUACAAAAAAUAGGAUGGACACACUACACACAAACAUAUAUACACACACACACACAUAUACACACACACACACACACACACACAUACACACACACACACCCAAAACAGGAAAUGCAUGGGUUGACAGCGCGAUCCUGGUUCUAUGAAAUCACAAGGUUGAACACCUGUCUCUGUUUAGUUGUUUGUUGUCAGGCAUCAGGGUCCCACUCAAAAGUCUUGUUGUCAUUGUUCAUGGAUGAACACCUCUGUGUGUUGACACUUAGGGAAAACACACGCAUGUCCUCUGUGCAGCGUGAAAUUAAUGUGAUGAGCUGUUCAGGAUGUUCUCUGCCAGUCACUGAUCCCUGUCUUGCCUUUUGUCAUG
This is a messenger RNA of Salmo salar (Atlantic salmon), 2853 nucleotides long. Its product is annotated as cation channel sperm-associated auxiliary subunit delta. Gene Ontology annotation, biological process: flagellated sperm motility; sperm capacitation. Lineage: Eukaryota; Metazoa; Chordata; Actinopteri; Salmoniformes; Salmonidae. The record is from RefSeq and is a predicted model, not a curated record. Gene Ontology annotation, cellular component: CatSper complex; sperm principal piece.